AUGCCCCGGAAAAACUGCAAAGCCAAAGAAGGGCCUGCUGACCCCCCAGGGCCCCUGCAGCUGCUUGUGGUCCUGGAUCAGGCCCUUUCUUCGGUCACUGGCCUGUACCAUGGCACUCAUCUACAGAUAGUCCCUCCUACUGUGCAGCUGCACACCCCUGGUCUCACCCCCAUCACAGGCCUUCCCUGCCAGAAAUUUGCCGACCACCUAGUUGAACUGUCCUUCCUGGUGCCUGGCUUCCUGUCUCCUAGGCACCUUCCUCUCCAUAGUUCCACCUUCUCCUGGAGAAAUGUAGCACUCCUGCUUCUUCUCUCUCUCUCUUUGGAGGAGAGCACUUCAUCACCAAUCAAGAGAGUCAAACAGAAACCAGGAGUGUGCCCCCGAGAGAGGGUCAUCUGUGAGACUGAAGUUCCAGACUUCUGCACAACUGACUUGCAGUGCCUAAAACACAUGAAGUGCUGCUCAUUCGGGUGUGGGAAAAAGUGCAUGGAUCCACUCCAAGAACCCUGCAUGCUACCCUUUGACGAAGGAUACUGUAACAUUAGUAUCUUACGUUGGUAUUUUGACUUUAAACAUCAGUCCUGCCAACCCUUUAUCUAUGGAGGCUGCCAUGGGAAUGCCAACAACUUCAUCAGCAUCGCAAACUGCAAAAUGGCUUGCUCAUCAGUUGUCAAGAAUGGACAGUGCCCACUCUUCCCUUUCAAGGACCGUAUGGUGUGUCCAGCUUCGUGUAAGAGUGACUCUGAUUGCCCCAAAACUGACAAAUGUUGUGAAUCCAUGUGUGGCUUUGUUUGUGCCAAGGCUUGGACAGUUAAAUCAGGUUUCUGCCCACGUAAGCCCAUGGUGUGUUCCAAGAUUGAUAGACCCAAGUGCCUGAAGGAUCAUGAUUGCCCAGUGUCACAGAAGUGCUGUUCACAUUGUGGACUGAAGUGCCUGGAACCUCAAAAAUGA
Odobenus rosmarus divergens (Pacific walrus) is the source of this 951-nucleotide messenger RNA. RefSeq names its product WAP four-disulfide core domain protein 8-like (gene WFDC8). Gene Ontology annotation, cellular component: extracellular region. Bases 1 to 951 code for a protein of 316 amino acids. The record is from RefSeq and is a predicted model, not a curated record. Gene Ontology annotation, molecular function: serine-type endopeptidase inhibitor activity. The transcript has 7 exons. NCBI's taxonomy places the organism in Eukaryota, Metazoa, Chordata, Mammalia, Carnivora, Odobenidae.